This is a messenger RNA of Drosophila innubila, 670 nucleotides long. It is a transcript of the gene strat, whose product is annotated as guanine nucleotide exchange factor MSS4 homolog. Lineage: Eukaryota; Metazoa; Arthropoda; Insecta; Diptera; Drosophilidae. The coding region runs from base 150 to 518 and encodes 122 amino acids. Gene Ontology annotation, biological process: small GTPase-mediated signal transduction; post-Golgi vesicle-mediated transport. The transcript is spliced from 2 exons. Gene Ontology annotation, cellular component: cytosol; membrane. The record is from RefSeq and is a predicted model, not a curated record. Gene Ontology annotation, molecular function: guanyl-nucleotide exchange factor activity; zinc ion binding.
UAAGGCUGCCAGCCUGUUUUCCUUUGCGACAUUGCUAUUAAAACAAGUGGGCAGCUCUACAUUUGUAAAUCACCCGUCUUGCCAAGAAGAAGAAUCACGAUUUACUUUUAUUUGCAAAACAAGAAGUAUCUCAAAAAAAAAAGUAGAAAAUGACAGAGGAAGCUAAUUUUGCGGAGCAAAUCGCAGACAAUCAUAAUAAGACAAAUGUGCGCUGCCAGUUUUGCAACAGUUUUAUGCUCAAAGCGCGAGAGGGAAAGUAUUGUGAGCAGGAAAUAGAUGUACCACUGAUGGUUCAGAAGCAAGACAGUAAAGCGGAGUCACUGAACACAGAGACACUGCGUCAUUUCUGGCAGAUCGAUGAUAUGAUGACAUUUGAGAAUAUCGGCUUUUCACACACCGUCGACGGGCGCAAGUUUCUGGUCUGCGCAGACUGUGAACGUGGUCCCGUGGGAUACCAUGAGCUGUCCACGAAACAUUGCUUCUUGGCGCUAAAGCGAGUGGUGCACUCGGAUAAAUAGGCGAAUAGGCUGAUGAAUCAUAUGGAUCCCAUUGUAGCCAACCCCUUUACUGCCUCCAUCGCCUAUUGUAAUUGUAAAUUUAAUGGUAUACUGAAAACAUACAAAUGACUAAAGUAUAAAAUAUAAGGAAAUCUAUAAACAUGUUUUCUUGA